This is a messenger RNA of Coccinella septempunctata (seven-spotted ladybird), 1754 nucleotides long. Its product is annotated as facilitated trehalose transporter Tret1-like. The transcript is spliced from 7 exons. Bases 126 to 1655 code for a protein of 509 amino acids. NCBI's taxonomy places the organism in Eukaryota, Metazoa, Arthropoda, Insecta, Coleoptera, Coccinellidae. The record is from RefSeq and is a predicted model, not a curated record. Gene Ontology annotation, cellular component: membrane. Gene Ontology annotation, biological process: transmembrane transport. Gene Ontology annotation, molecular function: transmembrane transporter activity.
AUGAGUUUGUGGCGAAGGCAACCUCCAAAUGGGCGUGGGGGAAGUAUAUAAACAAUAACCAAGUUCACGUCAAUGGGAGUGAAACAUAGUGUGAUAUUUUUAAUCGGAAGUGUACAGGAUGAACGAUGUUUUGUGCCACUAAAUCGGAUAUCAGUAAAGAAGAGGCAGCAGAUAUGACUAAUAAUAAUAACAACAAUAACAAUAUAUGUGACAAUAAAGAAUAUAUGCCCCUGGAUGACAAAAAAGAUGUUGACGAUAAUGAGAAAUGUGGAAUUCUAACGCAGUGUAUGGUUACUUGUGCCGUAAUGUUGAGUGCAGCUGGUUGUGGUAUGCCCGUUGGAUACUCAGCAAUACUCCUUCCGCAACUUUAUCAUGAGAACGAUACCAUACAAAUUGAUGAAGAUAGAGGGUCUUGGAUAGCUAGUAUACAUUCCGCAGCCACUCCUUUGGGAUCUAUUCUUAGUGGUAUUCUCAUGGAUGCUUGUGGUCGUCGGUUUACCCUCCAAAUAGCCUCAUUUCCAUUGAUCAUAGGUUGGUUCCUCAUAGGCUUCUCUCCAAAUUAUAUGGUUCUUCUACUUGGAAGGUUUGUUGCAGGAUUAUCUACCGGACUAACUGCAGCUACUGGACAGGUUCUCGUUGGAGAAAUAACACAGCCCCAUCUUAGAGGAAUACUCUGUUCACUUCCUUUUGCCAGUUAUUCUUUCGGCAUUCUGCUGGUUUAUACUUUUGGAUACUUUCUGCCAUGGAGAUAUGUAGCUGUUUUGAGUACGAUUCUACCGAUUCUUUCACUAUUGCUCUUUUUCUUCUUACCUGAAAGUCCUAUUUGGUUGAUGCGCCAUAAUAGAUUAGAUGAAGCAAAACAAGCCCUUACCUGGCUCAGGGGAGGAAAUGUGAAUUUGGCCAAAAAAGAAGCGUCGCAAAUACUGGAAAGGAUGUAUGCAGAAGAAAAAAUAGAUUCUAAGAUGACUGUAUGGCGUACAUUACUGAAACCUGAAGUACUCAAGCCUUUGGUCAUCAUGAACAUGUUCAAUUUACUCCAGAUCCUAUCUGGAACCUACCUAGUAGUUUUCUAUGCGGUGGACAUCCUGAAACAAAUACAAUCGAUCUCCACCAAUAAAUUCUUGGCCGCCGUAUGGACCGCUGUAGCGAGAUUCAUCUUCACGAUCAUAGCUAUUAUUUUAUUGGGUCAAAUAGGGCGGAGAUCAUUAGCACUCACAUCCGGAAUUGGUACCAGUAUAGCAGCUUUGGUUUUCGCUUGCUUCGAGUACCUCAACUGUCAAGCAAGCGGUCAAUUUGCGGCUUUCUCAAUACUCAUUUAUGUGGCGGUUAACACUGUAGGCUUCAUGAUUCUGCCUGGUGUGCUUAUCGGCGAGUUGUUUCCAGCGAAAAUACGAGGAUUUGCCGGAGGUCUAUCUUUUACGAUCUUCCAUUUCGCAAUGUUCUUAUCUGCCAAAAUAUUUCCUCUAGUUAGGCAAACGAUUGGAGUGUCUGGAAUUUUCUGUAUUUUCGGAAUUUCUUCCAUCAUAGCUAGUAUAUUCUUGUACCUGAUGUUACCAGAAACUAAAGGGAAAACUUUGGGAGAAAUUGAAGACUACUUCCAGGAUAAAAACAUUUUCUGGGUAACGAGAAAAAGAAAGAUUUAUGAGGAAAGAUGACAUAGACUGAUUUUUUUUAUUAGAUUAUAGGACAUCACGAACUGUAAAUUAAGCUUUAAGAUUUUUAGGUAUUUAUUCAGGAAUUAAAAAGUUUUAAUA